Scheffersomyces amazonensis is the source of this 1451-nucleotide messenger RNA. RefSeq lists its product as uncharacterized. The transcript has a single exon. The record is from RefSeq and is a predicted model, not a curated record. The coding region runs from base 203 to 1012 and encodes 269 amino acids. NCBI's taxonomy places the organism in Eukaryota, Fungi, Ascomycota, Pichiomycetes, Serinales, Debaryomycetaceae.
AUUUUGCAGCCGAUCGGAUAUAUAGUUUUUGAAUUUUUCAUCAGAUUUUGGCCGAGGAAAACCUGCGGGGAAAAAUGUUCUCGGUCUACCCCAGACAUUGGACAUAAUAUAAAGACCAUUGAAAGGUUGCUAUUCUUUAAGAUUUUUAGAAGAUUAAGUGGUUUACUAUAGGAUAGAUAUAAUAAACAAUAUACAAUAUAAAAUGGUGGAUUUAAAUGUUAAUGGGAAAGUUGCAGUAAUUACUGGAGGAACUCGUGGUUUAGGAUUAUAUUGUGCUGAAGCAUUAGCAUUAAAUGGUGCAUCAGUAGUUGUAAUUACUUCAAGAAAAGCUAAAGCAUGUGAAGAAGCAAAGAAAUAUUUAGAAAAGAAGAGUAAAGAAGCUGGUAAACAAGUUAAGAUAAUUAGUAUACCUGCUGAUAUUGCUGUUGAAGCUGAAUGUGUAAAAUUCUUUCAAGAAGUAUCUAAACAAGUUGAUAAGGUUGAUAUUUUAAUUGCUAAUGCAGGAGCUUCUUGGGGUGCACCAUUAGAAGAACAUCCAAUUUCAGCGGUUAAAAAGAUCCUUGGUUUGAAUGUAGUUGCAGUUUUCCAUACUAUUCAAUUAUUCACUCCACUAUUAGAAAAGUCAGGUACUCCAGAAGAUCCAUCGAGAAUUUUAAUUAUGUCAUCAGUAGCCUCGCUUAUUCCAAAUGACCCAGUUGGUACUUAUGGUUAUUUGGCUUCCAAAGCGGGAGUUUCUCAUUUAGGUAAGAAUUUAGCUAUUCAAUUAGGCCCUAGAAAUAUUACUGUAAAUUCUUUAGCUCCAGGAUUUUUCCCUACAAAGAUGUCUCAAGGUUUACUAGAUGUUGCAGGUGAAGCUAUGGUUGAAAGUAAUCCAAGAGGUAGAUUAGGUGUUAAAGAGGACAUUGAAUCUAUCACAUUAUUUUUAUGUUCUAAACUUUCAUCCUAUAUAAAUGGUACAGUGAUCCCAAUUGAUGGUGGAGCCCAUUUGAAUCCUCCACACUCCAAAUUUUAAUUAUGGUUCUUAUAUAUGGCGAUAUUAUAUACAAACGAAUUUAUAGGAAAUAUCAUUAAGUAUGAUGAUGGCUUUAGCUUAUGUAGAACUGUAUAAUAUUGGUAUUUUUACAUUAAGUUAUUACCAAAUUGUUAAACUAUUAUAGUAAAUUUAUAGGAGCUACCAACACUGAAUACUAACCUUAGUAAGAUAAAUACUGUUAAGUUUAUGUAGUGAGUUUAUUACGUAAUUUAUGAGAAGAUAAACAACCGAAUUGUAUUUGUAAGCUUAAAGUAUGCAAUUUUAAUACAUGAUCUAUCAUCUAUAGCCGACGAUACUUUGUCCCAUUGUAAUGACGAAAGACUUAUCUAUAAACUGACAUAAUAAUUCUAAUUGUUUCCGGAAGUGAAAUAUUAAUAUCUGUAAGUGUGACCAAAUCCGGGUAUAAAUUUUAAAAUAA